Eruca vesicaria subsp. sativa (arugula) is the source of this 213-nucleotide messenger RNA. The record is from the annotation of a GenBank genome assembly. NCBI's taxonomy places the organism in Eukaryota, Viridiplantae, Streptophyta, Magnoliopsida, Brassicales, Brassicaceae.
AUGGAAAGCAGCCCAACUGAAGCUUGUACUUGUGAUGACUACAAAACCGCGGAGCCGGAUCGAAGGUCGGACGUGGCUUGGAGAAAAGAGCUCAAUGCAGCUGGACUGGCUUGGAGCUUCUCCAAUAAUCGUAAUGAGAGAAUUACCUCUCACAGUGAAUAUAUGGCGUUUGUGAUCUCGUCCCUUGUGGCGGAGGGACUAGCUAUACGCUGA